Cuscuta epithymum is the source of this 3588-nucleotide messenger RNA. The record is from the annotation of a GenBank genome assembly. NCBI's taxonomy places the organism in Eukaryota, Viridiplantae, Streptophyta, Magnoliopsida, Solanales, Convolvulaceae.
AUGAAAUCCAUAAACGGCGCCGUUUUAGUGGAACGCCUUAGCAAAUUUUGCAAAUUUUCGUUUGACAAGGCUCAGUCCAGUGAUCUCGAUAGGAAAAGAGAACAACAAUGGUGCAUAGCGCAUACGACUCAUUUACGCUCCUCAAUGAUUGCCCCACGAAAAUUGAUGCCGUCGAAUCGUACGGUUCGAAGCUACUCAUCGUCUGCUCGGAUGGAUCGCUCCGUGUUUACGCACCCGAAUCAGCCGUCUCCGAACGCUCGACGCCGUCUGAAUUCCUUCAACACUCCUCGGAGCUUCGCAAAGAACGCCACAUCCUGGAACGGACUGUCAAUGGAUUCUCCAAGAAGACGAUGCUGGCGAUGGAGGUCAUUGGGUCGCGGGAGCUCCUUCUAUCGCUCUCCGAAUCCAUCGCCUUCCAUCGGUUGCCCAAUUUGGAGACGCUGGCCGUUAUUACCAAAGCAAAAGGAGCGAAUGUGUAUUCCUGGGACGACAGACGGGGGUUCCUUUGCUUCGCCAGACAAAAGAGAGUUUGUAUUUUCAGACACGACGGAGGAAGGGGCUUCGUAGAGGUGAAAGAAUUUGGGGUACCAGAUACAGUUAAGUCAAUGGCAUGGUGUGGAGAGAACAUUUGCUUAGGAAUUAGAAGGGAAUACAUGAUACUGAAUACCACAAAUGGAUCAGUGUCUGAGGUGUUUCCUUCGGGGAGGACUGCCCCACCUCUUGUGGUGCCCCUUCCAUCUGGAGAACUUCUUCUGGGAAAGGAUAAUAUUGGAGUAUUCGUAGACCAAAACGGUAAGCUUCUUCAGGAUGGUAGGAUAUGUUGGUCAGAAGCUCCUGCCAUAGUUGUUAUUCAAAAGCCAUAUGCAAUUGGUCUCCAACCAAGACACGUGGAGAUACGUUCUCUUCGAUCUCCUUACCCGCUGAUACAGACAGUUGCCCUACGAAAUGUUCGCCGUCUUGUUCAAAGCAACAAUUCUAUAAUUGUUGCUCUUGAGAACUCUGUUUUUGGACUCUUUCCUGUUCCUUUAGGUGCACAGAGAAUGUUAUACAAAAAGAAAACAUGUUGGAAACAAUGCUACUUUUCUAUGUUCCGAGAAUGUUACCCAAAGUGCAUCAUCACAAGAGCGUAGAAGGUUGGAGCUGAACGUGUGAACUUAAAUGCCAAGUAUUGAGGGAAAGAACUUUCAUAAAGCAUGACAUUUCUAGCUAACAAACCCUGGAGGUUAUGUCCGAUAUCAAAGUUGUGAAGUGAUUAUUACUGCAGAGACUAAUGAGGGAUCUGACUAUAAAGUAAUAUUAUGCUUCUUGUGCAGAUUGUACAACUAACUGCAUCUGGAAACUUCGAGGAGGCCUUGUCUCUGUGCAAGUUGCUUCCACCAGAAGAUUCAAGCCUCAGAGCUGCGAAGGAACAAUCAAUUCAUAUAAGAUAUGCACACUAUUUGUUUGAAAACGGGAGCUAUGAGGAGGCCAUGGAGCAUUUUUUGGCAUCUCAAGUAGAAAUUAAUUAUGUUCUUUCUUUAUAUCCAUCUGUCUCUAUUCCAAAAUCGGCAGUAAUACCUGAACCAGAGAAAUUUGUGGACAUGUCUGGGGAUUAUCCAGAUCUCUCCAGAGGCUCAUCUGGCAUGUCGGAUGAUAUGGAAUCUACUACGCAUAUGUCGGAGUCUGAAGAGACAGAUAUUGAAUCCAAAAAAAUGAGCCAUAAUACUUUAAUGGCUCUUAUUAAGUUUCUGCAGAAAAAGAGAUACAGCAUCAUCGAAAAAGCUACUGCUGAGGGAACUGAAGAGGUUGUUUCAGAUGCCGUAGGGGAUAAUUAUGUUCCAUAUGGCACUAGCCGAUCUAAGAGAGCAAGCAAGGGCCGUGUAAGUACUCCUAUCAGCUCAGUUGCUCGAGAUAUGGCAGCCAUACUUGACACUGCAUAUCUCCAAGCACUUAUGCUAACUGGACAGGCUUCAGCUGCAUUGGAUUUUCUGAGAGGCACUAACUACUGUGAUGUAAAGAUCUGUGAGGAAUUCAUGCAGAAAAGGAAUCAGUAUUUCGGUUUGCUAGAACUUUACAAAAACAAUGGAAUGCAUUGUGAAGCACUUAAACUUCUUCAUCAAUUGGUGGAAGAGUCCAUGUCAGAUCAAGCACCAGCUGAGCUGUCACAGAAAUUCAAGUCUGAGUUGAUCAUUGAAUACCUAAAACCUCUAUGUGAGACAGACCCCAUGCUUGUGUUGGAGUUCUCAAUGGUGGUCCUUGAAAGUUGUCCAAUGCAAACUAUCGAGCUAUUCUUGUCUGGGAACAUUCCAGCAGAUAUGGUCAACUCUUACUUAAAGCAGCAUGCUCCUAACUUGCAAGCUACAUAUUUGGAACUUAUGCUUGCAAUGAAUGAAAACAGCAUAUCUGGAAAUCUUCAGAAUGAAAUGGUCCAAAUCUAUCUUUCAGAAGUUCUGGAUUGGUAUGCAGAACUUAAUUCUCAGAAAAGCUGGGAUGAGAAAAACUUUUCCCCCACUAGGAAAAAAUUACUCUCUGCUCUGGAGAGUGUUUCUGGGUAUAAUCCAGAGAUUUUACUGAAGCGACUUCCUCUAAAUGCAUUGUAUGAGGAACAUGCCAUCCUGUUGGGAAAGAUGAAUCAGCAUGAGCUUGCGUUAUCCAUUUAUGUCCACAAGCUUCAUGUUCCGGAACUUGCCCUCUCCUAUUGUGAUCGAGUAUAUGAGCAAAACUCAGUGAAGUCUCCGAGCAAUAUAUACCUUACGCUACUGCAGAUCUAUUUGAACCCUUCCAAGACAACAAAAAACUACGAAAACAGGAUAACUAAUCUGGCAACAUCAUCCCAGAGCCCUGGUAUGCUUAGGCUUGGUCCAGGACCCACGGCUAAACUCAUCAAAGGAAGCCGGUCCAAGAAAAUAGCAGAGAUUGAAGGUGCUGAGGACACUCGGAUCAGUCAGAGUGGCACAGAUAGUAGUAGGAGUGACGGUGAUGUAGAUGAUGCUAGUGAGGAAGGGGUUUCUGCUAUUAUGCUUGAUCAGGUACAUGAUCUGUUGGGGAAAAGGUGGGACCGCAUCAAUGGAGCUCAGGCCUUGAAACUCUUACCAAGGGAGACCAAGCUGGAGAACCUACUUCCGUUUCUUGGUCCUCUUCUAAGAAGAUCUAGUGAAGCAUACCGAAACUUUUCAGUGAUCAGGAGUUUGAGAGAGAGUGAAAACCUACAGGUAAAAGAUGAACUGUAUAACCAGAGGAAAGCAGUGGUGAAGAUAACGGGUGAGAGCAUGUGCUCCCUCUGCCACAAGAAGAUAGGGACGAGCGUAUUUGCAGUCUAUCCAAACGGAAGGACAAUUGUGCACUUCGUUUGUUUCAGGGACUCCCAGAACAUGAAAGCUGUUUCCAGGGGUUCUUUAUCCCGCAAGAGAUGACUGCGCCAACUCCAUUAUAGGCUAGCAACCUUUGUCCCCCACCUGUUUUUUUUUAAUUCACAAACAAGUUUUGUCCGGUAUUUGUUUUAUUGUUUUGUAAGUUUGUAACUUAUAACUUGUAAGAUUUUCCGACAAAAAAAAUGAUUUUUAGAGUUAUUUGCGAUUUUGAGAUUAGUGUUUGGGCGAGUAAAAUAAU